Messenger RNA from Protobothrops mucrosquamatus (brown spotted pit viper), 3639 nucleotides. RefSeq names its product non-SMC condensin II complex subunit G2 (gene NCAPG2). NCBI's taxonomy places the organism in Eukaryota, Metazoa, Chordata, Lepidosauria, Squamata, Viperidae. Bases 21 to 3422 code for a protein of 1133 amino acids. The record is from RefSeq and is a predicted model, not a curated record. The transcript has 27 exons. Gene Ontology annotation, biological process: mitotic sister chromatid segregation. Gene Ontology annotation, cellular component: condensin complex; nucleus.
UGAACUUCAAGUAGUAUACCAUGACGAGACGUGAGACUUUCCUAAACGUUAUAUGUAAGGAUUCCAUUGAAGAAUUUUUGCAUUUCAUCCAGCGUCACAUGGAUGUGUCAGAUUCCUUUGAUCUACAUGAACUGGUUCAAGAGCUAUCAAGGAAGCAAAAGGAAACAUUGUGGAAUAGAUUAAAGGACUUGUUAGCAACGGUUUUGCUAGAUAACCCCAUAGAAGAAUGGCAUAGAGUGAAGGGUGACUAUUUGGAAAUGGAAACAAAUGCAGCACAGAUGCAAACUGCAGCUGUUAUUGAAGGUGUAGCAACUAUAGUUAUUGCAUCCAUUGCUACAUUAGAUGAAAAUAUUGUCAUGGAAGCUCUUUUGGAAUGUGUGGUGAUAUUAAAUGGCAUUCUUUUUGCAUUACCUGAUUCUGAAAAAUCUCUGUUGGAAGCCAUUCAAUGCCUUAAUGAACGCUGGUGGAAGACGGGAUUAGAAGGAAAAGAACAAUUUGGGAAAGCUGCUUUCUUGAUGCUUCUGAAGAAUUGUCUGGGGAAUAAAACUUUUAUGGAUGCAGAUAUAACUGACCUAUAUGACCUUCAAUCUGCUCUGCUGUGUUUUGAUUAUGACUCAGAAGAGAGUAAUGAAAUUGAAGAUUUGUUACUUCAGUGCUUUAUGAACCCAGGUUAUAUUAAAAAAGAAGAGGGGAAAAGAUUCUUGAGCUUUGUUUUUACAUGGAAUGUAAAUUUCAUUAAGUUGAUACACGAGACUAUUAAAAAUCAAUUCCUGUGUUAUCCUAGGUCCCUGAUGAAACAUAUUGCUGAGAUUUACUUCAGAGCCUGGAAUAAGAGUUCAGGGGAAAUACUAGAGGUAAUUGAAUAUAGCUGCAUUCAGGAUUUCAUACAUCACGCAGUUCAUCUUCCCCGGAAGUCCCAAAUAAAUGCUAAAGUGCGAGAGCUGCUGAGCUAUUUCCACAAACAAAAUAAAUGUCGCGAAGGAGUCGAAGAAGUUCUUUAUAGACUUUAUGAACCUAUUCUUUGGAGAGCUUUGAAGGUCAGGAAUUCUGAAAUUCGUUCAAAUGCAGCAUUACUUUUUGGUGAUGUGUUCCCUAUUCUGGAUCCUAAUUGUAAUGAAGAUAGGGAAAAAGGAGUCCAGAGGCAGUUUGAUGAACUUUUUGCUCUCUUACAAGAUCCUGAACCCUUAGUCCGCUCAACAGGAGUACUUGCAGUUAGUAAAAUUACAUAUAAAUAUUGGGAGAUGAUUCCGGCAAAAGUGAUUAUUGGACUUCUGAAAAUUUUGACUGAAGAACUUGCUUUUGAUGCAAGUUCAGCUGAUGUCCGAUGUGCUGUUUUUAAAUGCUUGCCUAUAAUUCUGGACAAUACACUAAGCCACUUAUUACUGGAACAGUUUCUGCCAACCCUGAAAUACAAUAUCCAUGACAGUUCAGAGAAAGUUAGGGUGGCUUUCGUUGAUAUGUUGCUGAAAAUUAAGGCUAUGAAGGCUGCAAAGUUUUGGAACAUUUGUCCUGUAGAGCACCUCUUAGCUCGUCUUGAGGUUGAUUCACGGCCUGUGUCCCGGCGGCUAGUAAACCUUCUGAUCAGCUCUUUCUUGCCCAUCAAUCAACCAGAAGUGUGGUGUGAACGCUGUGUGACACUCAUCCAAAUGAAUGCAUCUGCAGCUAGAACAUUCUAUCAAUACGUUCACGAGUAUAUUAGUCCCACCAAUAUAGCUAAACUGAUGUUUACCAUUCGGAAUUGUUUGAAUGGCUGUAUCCAACAGGAAUUAAAGGAAUCUGAGAGUGGAGAUGAGCACAGUGAAAAAGAAAACAUGAGUGUAACAGAUAAAGUACUUUCAGUUGAUGACAUACCUUCCAUGGCUGGCUUGCUUGAAGUUAUUGUAAUUCUCUGGAGGAGUAUUCAGAAACCACUUGAUUGCAAUGAAGAAGCAAAAAAUCAUAUUAUUGAAAAAUUUGCUUCUGUGCUACCAGAAUAUUUAAAAAUAUUUAAGGAUUAUCGUUGUGUGUCUCCAAUAAUUAUUCUGGCAUCUUUCAUCCCACCUACUGCUAUUCCUACAUUCAGUUAUGAUGUGAUUUCAGAGCUGAAGAACAUGAAAAAUGGUGCGGCUGAAAUGAAAUAUUCUACCCUACUUGACUGUCUGUCUCGCUGGGGCAAAUUAGGACAUAUCCUUACAUUAAUCUGUGAUUGGAUAACAGUUGAGCCAAGGAAGAGAAAGACUAAUAUGACUCAACAGCAAGUACAAAUUCAAGAAAUGGAUGAGCACAAACCGGAAUUGGCCCUUGAUUAUUUAGAAUAUUUAUUGACUCAUUAUAUGAACCAAAACUGCCUUUUGUCCCUCUCCAGAGAGAAACUGAACCAGCUUCUGAAAGUUCUUGAAUGUGGAAAGGAUGCCCUAGAUACUUAUAUUCAAGGGUGCAGCCCGGCAUAUUGUGGCUUAUAUGAAGCAACAGCAGUGAGAGCCUUCAGCCUCUACUGCAGAUUAAAUAUACAUCUUUUAUAUAAGUUUGUCUCUGAAGAACAGGAUUAUCUGUCAGCUUUGGAGAGGACGGGGGCCUGGAUAGAAAACAGCAUUCUGCCUCAUUUUUUGUUAGAGGACAAAGAGGGUUAUUUGAAGCCAUCCAGUGAAAUCUGUAAAGUGGUGAUUAAGACUUACCUAGCGACGUGCAAAGUUCUUAUAGCUAUUGGACUUGGUGAUUUUAAAUUUCAAGCUAGUAUUAUGAACUUGGCAUCUAAGCUCAUAUACAGAGGAAAAGGCUCCGUUUUCAUUCCAAUUUUACUUUAUAUCCUGAGAGAGAUUGUUGAAGCUUCCUUAGCCUGUGACAUUGACAACACUGAUUGCAUAACAGAACUUCUAAAUAAUGUUCAUAAAAUGUUCCAGGAAUUUCUAGAAUCUAUGGCACUUAAGCUCAGAAGACAAAAAGAAGAAGGGAUUCAGUUAAUUUAUUUUGCUCAAGAUCCUCUUGAAGAAUUUGUACACGUAGCCCAGUCCUGUAUGUUGAUUUUUCCAAUGGUUUAUCAAGGAGUUUUUUCUUCUCUUUUGGCUGCAGUAGUGGUUGAGAUAAACUGCAACUUGAAAAAAAAGGUAUCAGAUAGAGAACAGCUAAUAACACCUAAGACAUUCUUGGAUCUCCCACCACUUUCCAGCGUUUUAAUGACGAUUAUGAAUAAAUCAGCAGAUGUGAUUAGGUCUUUCCUAAAUGAAUUAUUGGAAUACAUUGAGUCUGAAGAAUCUGAAGGAAUUAUUAGCCUUACCACUAGUGUGUAUAUUGUUGCUUUAAUUAAUGAUAAACAACCUUUCUAUAUGAAUGACAUUGCAGCUACUCUUCAGAAAAAAAUAAUGAUGCACAGUGAAAUGACCAAAGAAGACACGGAAAGACUGCUCUGUGAAGAUGUCUUGUACAUUGUGAAUAAAAUGCUAUGAAGACAAGAGAAUGGGAUAGAAGACAUAUUUAAAACUUUCCAAAGAGAACCACAUAAUGUAUAGUUUUUUUGUCUCAAGUAAAAAAGAAUAUUCUUUUGACUGGUUUUUCUUUGAAAUAUUUUUUGUCAUAGAUUUAAAAAAAUCAGCUGUGUUUCAAAAUUUUCAAUCAAUACAAUUGAUUUUAUUAAACGUAUACAGAUUUUUAAAAAUGCUAGUA